GGCGGGAGGGCGGCCGUUAGGAAAAUGGCGCCGUGCGGCCCGGGGCAGACACCCGGCACUGGCCGCCGCCUUCCUGGCGCAGCUGCUGUGUCACGGCCACACCGGCCGGCUGUACAGCAGCCAGGAGCCGGUGAACAUUCUGGAGGCGGAUGGGGUUAAGGACCUGCUUGGGAACUGGUCGGGCGCCUGGGUGGUGGAGUUCUACUGGUCGUGGGGCGGCCCCUGUGUCAACUAUGGGGCCACCUGGAAGGUACUGGGCCCGGGAGGUGAAAGGGCCACCAGAAGCCUUCUCAGUACUCUACAAGUGACUUCACCAACAUCCUGUACAACUUCAACAUGAUGUCCCAACUCCUUUAUUCAAUGGUGUGAACAAUUAAGGUUCAGCUCGGCUUGAAUUACCGCUAAGGGACAGAGAGAACCAAUCCAUCAUUCUAUGAAGCAGCACAGUCUAAUGGUCUGAGGAGCAGAGACAGCCGGCAGCUACAAGACUAUUUGAAAAUCUGAAGACUGAAGUUUCAAAAUCAAUGGAUGGAAGGCUUAUGUCCGAAACAUUGACUCUCCUGCUCCUUGGAUGCUGCCUGACCUGCUGUUUUGCCAGCGCCACAUUUUUUGACUGACUCUCCAGCGUCUGCAGUCCUCACUUUGUUGUUAAUGUCUGACAGUCACUCAAUCCAUUGGGACCACAACAAUUUUUGACUGAUUUCUGUGAGAGGGAUCAACACUUUUUGGUUCCUGUUUGAGGACGUUUUCAACAUCAGGUGGGACUGGACAAGAGACCCCACUGUUGAAGCACACUGUGUGUGGAGCCUGAAACAGUUAUACGGCCUGGGAAGGGGAUUUCACGGCAGGGAGGGGCUCUACACGUGUUUGUGUGCAGCUGAAGCUGUGGCCAUGGAGAAUCCUGAGGAAUUCCGCCCCGUGGAGAAACCGUGGAAGUGUGGCGACUGUGGGAAAGGCUUCCGUGUCCCGUCUACCCUGGAGACUCAUCGGCGCUGUCACACCGGGGAGAGGCCAUUCCCCUGCACCGACUGCAGGAAGGCCUUCAGAGAUUACUUCCACCUGCUGUGGCACCAGCAGAGCCACACGGGGGAAAAACCCAUCAGCUGCCCAGAUUGUGGGAAGGCCUUCAUAUUUUUCUCUGCCCUGUUGGCCCACCAGCGGGUCCACACAGGAGAGAAGCCGUUCAGCUGCCCAGAGUGUGGGAAGGCCUUCAGGUAUUCCUCCAACCUGCUGACCCACCAGCGUGUCCACACCGGGGAGAGACCGUACACCUGCCCUCAGUGCAGAAAGAGCUUCACCUGCUCCUCCAACCUGCGGAGCCACCAGCGGAUCCACACCGGGGAGAGGCCCUUCAGCUGCCCUGAGUGUGGGAAGGCCUUUCACGAUUCCUCCACCCUGCUGACCCACCAGCGGAUCCACACCGGGGAGAGACCCUUCAGCUGCCCCAAAUGCAGGAAGGGCUUCAACUGCUCCUCCCACCUGCGGAGCCACCAGCGGAUUCACACAAGGGAGAGGCUCUUCACUUGCUCUCAGUGCGGGAAGGCCUUCAGCUAUUCCUCCACGCUGCUGAUCCACCAGCGGAUCCACACCGGGGAGAGACCAUACACCUGCCCUCACUGCGGGAAGGGCUUCACCUGCUCCUCCAACCUGCGGAGACACCAGCGAAUUCAUCGGCGCCGUCACACCGGGGAGAGGCCAUUCCCCUGCACCGACUGCGGGAAGGCCUUCAGACAUUCCUCCCACCUGCUGGCCCACCAGCGGGACCACACGGGGGAAAGGCCCUUCAGUUGCCCCGAGUGCGGGAAGGCCUUCGUGUUUUUCUCCACCCUGCUGAGGCACCAGCGGGUCCACACAGGAGAGAGGCCGUUCAGCUGCCCAGAGUGCGGGAAGGCUUUUACCAACAACUCCGCCCUGCUGAGGCACCAGCGGAUCCACACAGGGGAAAGGCCCUUCAGCUGCCCUGAGUGUGGGAAGGCCUUCAGGGAUUCCUCCAUCCUGCUGGCCCACCAGCGAGUCCACACGGGGCAGAGGCCCUUCAGCUGCCCAGAGUGUGGGAAGGGAUUAAGCACAUCCUCCGCCCUGCUGAAGCACCAGCGGGUCCACACCGAGGAGAGGCCGUACAUCUGCUCUCAGUGCAGGAAGGGCUUCAGCACAUCCUCCACCCUGCUGACCCACCAGCGGGUCCACACCGAGGAGAGGCCGUACAUCUGCUCUCAGUGCGGGAAGGGCUUCAGCAGAUCCUCCACCCUGCUGACCCACCAGCUGGUCCACACCGAGGAGAGGCCGUAUACCUGCUCUCAGUGCGGGAAGGCCUUUACCCGGUCCUCCACCCUGAUGAGGCACCAGCGGGUCCACACCAGGGAGAGGCCCUUCAGCUGCCCCGAGUGCGGGAAGGCCUUCAGCAGAUCUUCCUCCCUGCUGACCCACCAGCGGGUCCACACCGGGGAGAAGCCGUACAUCUGCUCUCAGUGCGGGAAGGGCUUCACCCGCUCCUCCCACCUGCGGAGACACCAGCGAGUUCACGUCCCGUUGCAGGGAGAUUGAAGGAGUGACGGCCGAGUCCCAUUAUCGAUUGGAAUGUCAACCCAGUUCCGGGGACUCCCGGGUUCGAAUCCCGCCACGACAGAUGGCAGAAUUGGUAUUCGGUCAGAAAUGUGGAAUUCGGAAUCUAACGAUGAGACCAUUUCAGGGAGGGGGUGGUAGGGGGAGAAAGCCCCCAUCUGAUUCCCUCACUCCCUUGUUAGGGAAGGGAACUGCCAUUGUGGGAAAGGAUACACUAAAGCCGUUCCAGCUGCAUCCUUUACCCGGUCUGGCCUACACGUGACUCCAGACCCACAGCAGUCUGGUUGACUCUACACUGCCCCUUCCUGGCAAAGGAGCGGGGAGAAACUUACUUGGAGACAGGGUAUGGGUUGAAAUUGCUGAGUGAGGCAAUACUUCCUCCGGGUUACGGCUGUACCAAGGAUCCAAUUUCAAAGGGACAGCUUGGUGCUGACCAAUAG
Molecule: messenger RNA, 3002 nt
Organism: Hemiscyllium ocellatum (epaulette shark)
Lineage: Eukaryota; Metazoa; Chordata; Chondrichthyes; Orectolobiformes; Hemiscylliidae
Product: zinc finger protein 420-like
Exons: 5
Coding region: 892-2544 (550 amino acids)
Biological process (GO): regulation of transcription by RNA polymerase II
Cellular component (GO): nucleus
Molecular function (GO): RNA polymerase II transcription regulatory region sequence-specific DNA binding; DNA-binding transcription factor activity, RNA polymerase II-specific
Source: RefSeq, a predicted model, not a curated record